GCGGUGAAGACAGAGGCUGUCGCGGCGGCGAAGACUCGAACAGGCCUGUUGCUGGCGGUGGAGAGGGUCCCUCGGGCAGGGGAUGUGAGCUCGGAGCCCUUGGCAGAAGUCAAUGUGAUUUUAACGAAGCAAAACUGAAAUAUGGGUCCCUCUUCCUCAUUCAUUCAUUAUUGCUUUUUGAUGGCCAUGGCAUAAGGAAAUUUAUCCCAGGAAUACGACUUUGCAUUAGCACUGAACAAGAUUUGUGAUGAAAUGGAGCCUGGAACAAACUCUUUUCGAGUAGAAUUUCCUGAUUUUUCUAGCACCAUUCUGCAGAAACUGAACCAGCAGCGCCAGCAAGGACAAUUAUGUGACGUCUCUAUUGUUGUCCAAGGCCACAUUUUCCGGGCACACAAAGCUGUUCUUGCUGCUAGUUCACCCUACUUUUGUGACCAGGUGCUCCUGAAAAACAGUAGGAGAAUUGUUUUGCCUGAUGUGAUGAACCCAAGAGUGUUUGAGAACAUUCUCCUGUCUAGUUACACAGGACGUCUAGUAAUGCCUGCUCCAGAAAUUGUCAGUUACUUAACAGCAGCAAGCUUCCUCCAGAUGUGGCAUGUGGUAGACAAAUGCACUGAGGUUUUAGAGGGAAACCCUACAGUCCUUUGUCAGAAGCUAAAUCAUGGCAGUGACCACCAGUCUCCAAGCAGCAGUAGUUAUAAUGGCCUGGUAGAGAGCUUUGAGCUGGGAUCUGGGGGCCAUACUGAUUUCCCCAAAGCCCAAGAACUGAGGGAUGGCGAGAAUGAAGAGGAGAGCACCAAAGACGAGCUGUCAUCUCAGCUCACCGAGCACGAAUACCUGCCUAGUAAUUCGUCCACAGAGCAUGACCGGCUGAGCACUGAAAUGGCGAGCCAGGAUGGGGAGGAGGGAGCCAGCGACAGUGCUGAGUUCCACUACACCCGGCCCAUGUACAGUAAGCCCAGCAUCAUGGCUCACAAACGCUGGAUCCACGUGAAGCCCGAGCGCUUGGAACAGGCUUGUGAGGGCAUGGACGUGCAUGCUGCCUAUGACGAGCAUCAGGUCACUGAGUCCAUCAAUACCAUGCAGACAGAGCACUCAGUCCAGCCCUCAGGAGUGGAGGAGGACUUUCACAUUGGGGAAAAAAAAGUGGAAGCAGAGUUUGACGAACAAGCUGAUGAAAGCAAUUAUGAUGAGCAGGUGGAUUUCUAUGGCUCUUCCAUGGAGGAGUUUUCUGGAGAGAGGUCGGAUGGGAAUCUAAUUGGGCACAGACAGGAGGCUGCCCUCACAGCAAGCUACAGUGAGAAUAUCGAAAUGGUAACAGGAAUUAAAGAAGAAGCUUCCCACUUAGGAUUCUCAGCCACCGACAAGCUGUAUCCUUGUCAGUGUGGGAAGAGUUUCACUCACAAGAGUCAGAGAGAUCGGCACAUGAGUAUGCACCUCGGUCUUCGGCCUUAUGGCUGUGGUGUCUGUGGUAAGAAAUUCAAAAUGAAGCACCAUCUCGUGGGCCACAUGAAAAUUCACACAGGCAUAAAGCCAUAUGAGUGUAAUAUCUGUGCAAAGAGAUUUAUGUGGAGGGACAGUUUCCACAGGCAUGUGACUUCUUGUACCAAGUCCUAUGAAGCUGCAAAGGCUGAGCAGAAUACAACUGAGGCUAACUAAAAAUAGGAUCUGGCCCUUGAGUGGCAUGCACAAAAAUAAACUAUGGUAAUUAAUGCAAAUCUGGGCACAGAUGAUGUGUGCUACUUGCUAUUAUGAGAAGCUUAAGGAAAAAAGGAAGAUAUUUCUGAAAGACCAGCUCUAAGUAGGCCAAUUAAAAAAUCUAAUUCCUCAAAUUUUUGUGUUUCAGUCCUAGCCUGGAAUGGGUAAUGGGGGUGAGUUAACCCACUGCCCAGCUGGCAAGGUAAACCUUCAGGCCAUUUGUAAUUGAGGCAGGUGGACUUGGCAGUAGAAACACCUGCAUUUGGAACUGGACUUCAGCCCACCAGUUCCACCUCAGGUGGCAGCAGUUUUUGAUCACUUAUUAUUAAUUUUAUUUUGCUCUUCUUAUAGAUACUUAGGUAAUGUGGAUUUGUUUUGGUAGCUGCUUCACUGAAUGAAAUACUACUUAUGUAAAAGCUACAUAUAAUGUGAUUCCCUAGGUUGAGAAAUUAACAAAGCUCUGUUGUCUGGUUUUAUACUUUCUAAAGAGUAUUUUAACUAAAACUACAGAGAUACUAAGAGGGUGACUCUAAGUAUGAAACAACUUAUGGUACAAACUUCAAUUUCUGUAGAAUGCCACUGUCACAAUGUGUUUCAGACUCUUGAUAAGGCAGAGUUUUGUAUUUUAGUACUAACGUUGAGUCUGAACAGUUGUAUCUAAUUGUAAUUCUCUAGAGUGCCAGAGAUAGAUAUUUCUAAUUGGUUUGCUGUCCCAAAUCCUGUUUGUCUAAUUGUAGCAUCCACACAGUGGGAUAUACUCUAUGGCUAGUAGACUUCUAGCCCGCUGUGAUUCUGAUCAUGGUACCAUUGGCUGCUGCAGCCAUUGCUCUGUCUUAGAUUAUGGUGCUGCCCAAAGAGGCUGUCAGUGACCACAGUUAGUAGGAAGGAGCCAGAAGUCAUGGAUGAGACUUAUGUGUGAACUUCAGGAGUUCAUAGAGUGCUACAGUGACAUUCCAACUGUCAGAGUGAGAACUAUGGAGAAGCAGCAUUUUAUGAGUGGCAGGUUGUACUUCAGGGGGAAAAAAUUGCAAAGGAGAAGAAGAAGGAGUUUUGAAAGUACACUGGUGGGGCAGGGCAGGAAUACUCUUUUAGAGGGGUUCACUGAGCUAAUACUGCCAGUUCUUCAUGAGCGCUGGAAUUUGUUUUCAAAGAGAGAAAGGAGUCUUAAUUUUAGCAAAGUAGUUUACAGACUCAUGUUCCCAAAUUAUAGAUAAAGCUGCAUAAAUUUACAAGUCCACAUAACUGUACCUACCAAAACAAGAAAAGCAGCUGUUCUGAGACCUUUUCUGCCUAUCAGUCAGAUGUUUUAGGUUAAAAAGAAAGCAUAUAUGCAGAAUGCUUUUAACCGAGGUUAUUACAAGGGUAGGACAGGGUGCUACUAUUAUGUCAUCUUUUUCGUAAACUUACUGGUCUAUUCUCAGUAGAAACUUUUUUUCUUUAAAAUAAAAAUAAUUUUUCUUGUAUUUGGGGUGAAAUUUCGUUUUAAAAGAUUGGCUUUGCUCUAAUGUGAUAGACAUUGCUGGCACUGGCCUCUGAUCCUCAAGCUCCUAACGCCAAGGUGUUUACUUGUUGAACAUUGUCUGGAAAGGGGAAAGAAAAUACUUAUUUACCAGUUAACUCUUGUAAUCAAGAUUACAAAACAGGGAUCUAUUUACUAACACUGUAUCAUUCUUGAUAUAUAAAAAGCACUUUGUAUUUAAAACUUUAUUAUAUAUAUAUAUAUAUAUAUAUAGGUUUUUUUUUAACCUAGAAACUAGAAAUUACCUCUUGGUUGUUUGCCACAUUAAUAUCAUCUUCUCUUAGUGUUGCACCUUCACCAGUUAACAGUCCUUUCUCUGUGUUCCUGACAAAAGUGUAGAGGUGACUGUACAAUCAAGCUCAAUUGCUCCUCUUUUUCUCAUGUUAGAGGCCAGUGGAUUAUUGGUAUGAUCCUAGCCAUUGUGUGUGAGGAGAAAUUGUUUCAUUAUCCUUACUAAUUUUAGUACUAACACAGGAAGCCAUUUUGUUCUGCCCAGAGCUGAUUACCCUCUCCUAUGGUAUUAGCAAAGCAUUUUCUGCCUGUUUGAAGGUUUGAUGUGCUGUGUUCUAUUAAAGAUUAUAUUCAAAUGAGCAUUGGGUCAUUUGGAGAAAAGAGUCUGAGAGGGAAGGUAAAAGUAUUCUGGGAAAAUCAUGGUCCUUCAAUUAUGCUGAAAUUAGCACAGCCCCCUUGUCAUGAGACAUAACGAAGAGCUUUUGUUCACCCAGGAGUGGUGACCACCCCUUGGGUACUGGUGGCUUUGGAAGCAGUUAGGCUGGGACUUAGUUAAUGUGUCAUGAAGAGAGAAAUGUCUUUUAGUGAAAUCCUUAUAUAUACAUCAGCUACUAAAUGUAGAACUUAAAUUUAAGUUCCUCAUAUCUGCUGAUUGAAGUUUUUUGCAAUAGCUGGAGUUUUGGUAAAAAUCGGGGUUGCUCAUCAGGUAAGCCACACCUUGUGAAAUGGUUGGGUGUCUGUAAUGCUGGCCAUGUUCCGAGUCAGAAGGGGAUUGCCUUCAUUUGGAUAUUAAAAGUGAAUUUUUAUAAGUUCUGCUAUUAAGGGUUAGGAGAUCAUAUUGCAUUACUACCUUUUUUUCUCCCCACUCUGAGUUGGAGUGGUAGUCUCUCCCCUUAGCCUCAGUACAGCUUUAGAAAAUCUUUAUCCUUCCAAACAAGUUUGGAUAGUUGUAACAUUUUCCAAACGGUCUUUCAGGGAUUGGUCUCUUCAGUGACCUACAACCAAGGUAUUUGUCCCCUACUUUGAGUCUUAACUGUGGUUUUUCUCCAGUGGGAAAGGGCUUUGAGGCACCACCAGUGGUAUUUAAUAUUUGUAUUUAUACCAUGCCUUUAAUUUUAGAUAUACACAUUACAGGAAUCCACUGGUAAGUAGGCAUCACCAUCUAACUAAAGGAGGACUGGACACGGACUGUGAUGACUUGUCCUCCGCCUUUGUGGGCUGCCCUCUGGCGCUCUCGGGCCCCAGCCUGUUGGUUCUGAUUGCUGCAUCUCACCUUCCUCCAUCCCUUUUGGCCACUACUUUAAAAGAGUCUGUCCAAAGGGGUCCCCUCCAUUCUAGGGGGCGUUUGCUGAGCUAAACUGACCCUACACCGGCUUCUAGCUAUUUGGGAAGCCGCUUAGUUUCAGUGGCUCCUUCCUACACCCCCAAGCUGCUGCGGAAGUGAAGCUGAGGCACAGCAGAAGCGGCAGAGCAGUCUGUUCCUGGGGAAGGGGAUGUGCUACAGCCACCUGGGCAGGGGUGGAGAGGGCACCAUCACAACAAAUCCAGGUGUUUGCUUUCGUAAGGUCUCUGCUAACUUAGGAGUGCUGGAAACCAAGCAACAUAGUACCCCCAACCCCCUUCUGUGCCACUAAUUUUGUGAUUUAGGUUGCUUUCAUGAGUGACUAAUUUUGUUCAGUGAAACCAGGGUUUGUUUCAGUUUUUUUCUUUGCUACUUAUAUAUUUAAAGGUACAAGUUUCUUAUUUCAAAUCUCUACUGAUAGUGCCCUAUGGGAAGAUGCUGGAACACAUUUUGCAAAUGUGACCCUUUUAAAAAAAAUUUUUGCUUGAAGCCUGUGUCAUGUCAGUUGCUGCUGCCUUCUUUCUUUUUAUGAGGUUCCCAAUGUUUCUUCUAGAAAAUUAUUUAUGCAAGUCAGGUGACUCUUAGGCCACAAAACCAUUUGAUGAUAAACAGAUUAUCCUUAGGUGCAUUUCUUAUUGAUAUUUUGUGAAAUGUUAUGCCUGUGUUGCAAAAGUUGAAUAGUUUUGUCUUUAUGUAUUGCUGUCUUCAGUGUACAGCAUGGUUUUACUUAAUUGUUACUGUUUAAUAUUUUCUUCUUAUAGAAGAGACCAUGCCCUUUUGUAUGACAUGUUUUAAUAAAUGUUAUCUGUCAAAUUUGUAAAAGUUUUGUUUUUCACUCCAAAUGACCACGUCUUGUUUUCAUCCUGGCUUUUUCCCCCAGAGAAUAAAGUUAUA
Molecule: messenger RNA, 5681 nt
Organism: Cynocephalus volans (Philippine flying lemur)
Lineage: Eukaryota; Metazoa; Chordata; Mammalia; Dermoptera; Cynocephalidae
Gene: ZBTB43
Product: zinc finger and BTB domain containing 43
Exons: 3
Coding region: 253-1656 (467 amino acids)
Biological process (GO): regulation of transcription by RNA polymerase II
Molecular function (GO): RNA polymerase II cis-regulatory region sequence-specific DNA binding; DNA-binding transcription factor activity, RNA polymerase II-specific; protein binding
Source: RefSeq, a predicted model, not a curated record